Molecule: messenger RNA, 1153 nt
Organism: Mangifera indica (mango)
Lineage: Eukaryota; Viridiplantae; Streptophyta; Magnoliopsida; Sapindales; Anacardiaceae
Exons: 7
Coding region: 155-910 (251 amino acids)
Source: RefSeq, a predicted model, not a curated record
AAAAAUAAAGUUAAAUAUUUAAAAAAAAAAAAACUAAUUGCAAAAUUCGCAACAGUUUCUUCUUCAACUUGUCCGAAAAAUUCGCAAACACAAACGUUGGAUUAUCACAAUCGUGAUUGAUAGCUGUUGUUUAGUUCAUUUCGUUAACGUUUUGAUGGCAGCCAGUGCGAACCCUUUGGGCAACAACCAGGAGGGCUCCUCCGCGGCGCAGAAAUCCACGUCGGCUAACGGCGGCGUUAAUUCUAGAAACGGCGGUGCCAACACUCAGACGGCUGAUACCACGCCGACUGCCUCCGCGUUGCGACACAACACCGGUAUUUCACUCGAGUGGACUCCCGAUGAACAGUCAAUUCUUGAAGAUUUGCUGGCAAAGUUUUCGUCGGAUUCAACUCUUGUUCGGUAUGCUAAAAUUGCAAUGCAGUUAAAGGACAAAACUGUUCGAGACGUUGCUCUACGUUGUAGAUGGAUGACUAAAAAGGAAAAUGGCAAGCGAAGGAAAGAGGAUUAUAAUUCAGCAAGGAAAAACAAAGACAGAAAAGAAAAGGCUACAGAUUCAUCUGCAAAGUCAUCAUCUCAGUUAACAACUCGCCUGAAUGGUCCUUUGUAUGCUCCGCCAUUGAUUCCUAUGGACACUGAUGAUGGCAUCUCAUAUAAAGCCAUUGGGGGUGUUACGGGAGAGCUUCUUGAGCAGAAUUCUCAGAUGUUUAAUCAAAUAUCUGCAAAUUUUGCAUCUUUUCAGAUACAUGACAACAUUGAUCUCUUGUGCAAGGCUCGAGACAACAUCCUCUCAAUAUUGAACGAUUUGAACGACAUGCCGGAAAUAAUGAAGCAGAUGCCCUCACUUCCUGUUAAAGUUAAUGAUGAACUGGCCAAUUCCGUCCUUCCUCGUACAUCCCAUCAAAUGAGUUGAUGAUCAGGGAUUAGACAUGAAUAAAACUAGUGGAGUUAUUUUAUCAGUUAAAGAUGACUUUUCAAUAGCCAUUCCAUCUGACUCUGUUGAAUGUAAAAACUUUAUAUCUUCCUUCUCUUCUCUUGGUAGAUUCAUUGGGCUUAGGAACUUUGUAUUCUGUAGCAUGUACAUAACAUAUAAUCAGUCAGUUGUGUGAGGAGAUUUCUGAAUGUAAAAUGAUCUGAAAGAAAAGUUUUUUAUCAA